Molecule: messenger RNA, 3591 nt
Organism: Lycium barbarum (goji berry)
Lineage: Eukaryota; Viridiplantae; Streptophyta; Magnoliopsida; Solanales; Solanaceae
Product: receptor-like kinase TMK3
Exons: 2
Coding region: 267-3194 (975 amino acids)
Biological process (GO): protein phosphorylation
Molecular function (GO): protein kinase activity; ATP binding; protein binding
Source: RefSeq, a predicted model, not a curated record
UAAAUAAGUGAAAACACUGCACCACCACAACUGUUAGCUAACUCUCUCUUCUUCUUUCUUCCACAAUUCACUCACAUUAUCUCUCAUUCUUUUCUUUUUCCAGAAAAAGGUACCAUUUUUACAAUUCUGUUAUAAACUUUCUUUAGUUAUCUAAAAUGUUUCUUGUAUGUAAGCAUUUUCAAGAUUAUUAGUUCAUCUGAUGAGGUUUAGAGUUCUUGAAAAAGGGGAAAGUAUGGAUUUUUAUGAUAAUCUAGAAUUUCCAUGAAAUGCAUGUAUAUAUGGAUUUUGAUUAUAGAGGAGUUGUAUACGUAUGUACAUUAGGUGUAUUUCUUGUAAAUGUGGUUUCUGGUGUUACAAACCCGAAUGAUUUCAAGAUUUUGAAUGAUUUUAGAAAUGGAUUAGAGAAUCCAGAGCUCUUGAAAUGGCCUUCCAAGGGGAAUGAUCCGUGUGGUCCACCUGCAUGGCCUCAUGUGUUUUGUUCUAGUGAUAGAGUUACCCAAAUUCAGGUUCAGGGUUUGGGCUUAAAGGGUCCUUUGCCUCAGAACUUGAAUGAACUAGAGAAGCUUCAAAAUCUUGGCCUUCAGAAGAAUGGUUUUAAUGGGAAAUUACCUACUUUCAGUGGAUUAUCUGAUUUGAAAUAUGUAUACUUGGAUGAUAAUCAAUUCGAUAUGAUCCCUGCUAAUUUCUUUGAUGGUCUUAGCAAUGUUCAAGUUUUGGCAUUGGAUGAGAAUCCCUUUAAUAUGAGUGGAUGGUCUAUUCCAACUGCGCUGCAAGAUUCAGCUCAGCUGGCAAAUUUUUCUUGCAUGUCUUGCAAUAUUGUUGGACCUGUGCCUGAUUUUUUCGGAAAAUUGCCUUCUCUCACUGCUUUGAAGCUGUCAUAUAACCGUUUAACUGGUAAGAUACCGGACAGUUUUCGUGAUUCAAUGCUUCAGAUUUUGUGGUUGAAUAAUCAAAACAGUCCUGGAAUGACUGGUCCAAUCGAGUUAAUUGGUACUAUGGAUCAGCUUAUGUGGUUAUGGCUUCAAGGCAACAGUUUUAGUGGACCAAUUCCUGAUACAAUUGGUGGUUUGACUUCUUUGAAUAAUCUUAAUCUUAAUGGAAAUCAACUCGUUGGUCUGAUUCCACAAGGUUUGGCGAAUUUAAAGUUGAGUGUGUUAGACUUGAACAAUAAUAAGCUAAUGGGUCCUAUCCCAAAGUUCAGAGCUGCUAAUGCUACAUAUUCCUCAAAUUCGUUCUGUCAACCAACUCCAGGUGUUCCUUGUGGUCCCCAAGUUAACGCACUUUUAGAUCUUCUUGGUGUUUGGAAUUAUCCAGCCAAUCUUGCUUCUGAAUGGUCCGGUAAUGAUCCGUGUACAGAUCCUUGGUUGGGAAUUAGUUGCAAUCCUAAAGGUCAGGUUACGAUUGUUAAUCUGCAGAACAAAAACCUUACGGGUAAGCUUAGCCCUUCACUUGCAAACUUGGAUUCACUGCUUGAAGUUCACUUAAAAGGAAAUAGUUUGCACGGUCCAGUUCCAGCAAACUUAACAAAGCUCAGGUUCUUGAGAUUGUUGGACUUAAGUGGGAAUAAUUUUGAUCCACCAUUGCCGAAAUUUCGGGAUGGUGUGACAGUCAUUACAGAUGGAAAUGCUCAUCUUGUUGCUAAUGUAACUGUGGGGGCUCCUCCUCCGAGUAUCGGCCCAUUUCCCCCAUUGAGCCACAGUCCUAAACCAAGUAAGGAGUUACCACUGCAAAGCCCGUCACCCAGUGAUAAUCAGCCAACAUUAUCAGAUACGCCACCUUCCCCAGAGAAAAGUUCAAGUUCAGGAUUGAAGACUACUCCUAGUGCCAAAGAGAAGACCACAUCAGAGAACCAUGAGAAGACCGUGAUAAUUAUAGUCGUGAGUGCAGUUUCUGUGGUCUUAGCUCUUCUUGCCGUCUUUUUGUUUUUCAAGAGCAGGAGAAAACGAGAGAAGGACUCGAUUACUACUGUUAUCCACCCCAAAGACCCAUUCGAUCAAGAUAACAUUGUUAAGAUCACUGUCUUAGAAGAUCCCAGGAUGUACACUGCAAAGAGUGAUGCUACAACUACAAGUAGUGGUGGAAAAGAAGGUAGCCGAGUAAUUGAGAUUGGAAACCUUGUCAUUUCAACGCAGGACCUUCGGAGGGUAACCAAUAAUUUUGCAUCAGAGAAUGAGCUUGGUCGUGGUGGCUUUGGAGUUGUUUACAAAGGUGUAAUUGAAGAUGGAAUUCAAAUUGCAGUGAAGAGAAUGGAAUCUGCGGUUAUCAAUAGCAAGGCAUUGGAUGAAUUUGAGGCAGAAAUAGCUGUGCUUUCUAGGGUUCGGCAUCGCCAUUUAGUUUCUCUUUUGGGUUACUCCAUUGAAGGAAAUGAGAGGCUUUUGGUGUAUGAAUAUAUGCCAAAGGGCGCUCUGAGUAGACAUCUUUUCCGGUGGAAGAUCCUGAACUUAGAGCCUUUAUCAUGGACAAAGAGACUCAAUAUUGCUCUAGAUGUUGCUCGAGGGAUGGAGUACCUUCAUAAUCUGGCACACCAGAGCUUCAUACAUCGUGACCUCAAAUCAUCAAACAUUCUUCUAGAUGAUGAUUUUAGAGCAAAAGUUUCUGAUUUUGGAUUAGUGAAACUCGCUCCUGACAAAGAAAGGUCUGUUGCAACAAGGCUUGCAGGAACAUUUGGAUACCUUGCUCCUGAGUAUGCUGUGACCGGCAAAGUCACAACUAAAAUAGAUGUCUUCAGCUUUGGGGUGGUGUUGAUGGAACUUGUGACUGGACUAACUGCCCUUGAUGAGCAUCGAUCCGAGGAAACUCGAUAUCUAGUUGAGUGGUUCUGGCAGAUAAAAUCGAAUAAAGAGAAUCUCAUUGCUUCCGUUGACCCAGCUCUUGACGCGAAGAAAGAUAUCCACAAGAGCAUUUUCGUCAUCGCUGAAUUAGCUGGACAUUGCACUGCCAGAGAUCCUAAUCAUAGGCCUGACAUGUCACACGCUGUAAAUGUGCUUGGCCAACUAGUUGAGAUUUGGAAACCUGUAGAAGAAUCCGACGAAUAUUCAGGAAUUGACUAUAGUCUUCCUCUGCCAGAGAUGUUGAAGGACUGGCAAGAUGAAGAUACUGGAGACUUCACUGGUACUAGUCAAGAUAGCAGAGGAAGUAUUCCUGCCAAGCCAACUGGAUUUGCAGAUUCUUUUACCUCCAACGAUGCUCGGUAAGUGAAGUCCGUUCUGGAAAAUUUGCUUUCUGCUCGUGCAAAUAAUUUAUGGAGGUGUUGCGUUCAGUCUAUGGUGAAUAUACAGAUACCGAGUUGCCAUGAAUGAUUGAUCAAGUGAUCAAACUGGUGUCGUCCAGAUACAGAGCAAAAACCUGAGAAAUCCUUUCAGUUUUAAUGUUGCUCACACAGUUUAUUUGUUUCAAAUAUUUCUUAUAAAGUUAUUUAGAAUAGCUUGGUUCAAACUGCUGUAUAAGUUAUUUACAUGAUACUGUUGAGGAUCUUGUUUGUUUUCUGAGGGUAAGCUAUUGGAAACAUAUGCAUGCUUUCAAGGAGAGUGAUGUUCAAAACAAUUAUGUAGAAAAUGCUUUAUUUUCUUGAUCAUAAGAAGUCUUUAUACA